This is a messenger RNA of Gaeumannomyces tritici R3-111a-1, 1035 nucleotides long. RefSeq names its product GNAT family N-acetyltransferase. The transcript has a single exon. NCBI's taxonomy places the organism in Eukaryota, Fungi, Ascomycota, Sordariomycetes, Magnaporthales, Magnaporthaceae. Gene Ontology annotation, biological process: UDP-N-acetylglucosamine biosynthetic process. The coding region runs from base 110 to 685 and encodes 191 amino acids. Gene Ontology annotation, cellular component: endoplasmic reticulum-Golgi intermediate compartment; Golgi apparatus; endoplasmic reticulum. Gene Ontology annotation, molecular function: glucosamine 6-phosphate N-acetyltransferase activity; monosaccharide binding. The record is from RefSeq and is a predicted model, not a curated record.
GGCUGUCGCGGUCAUUCCAGCUGGAAUUAUAAGUUGUCCACGUGGAAUAAACCAAAGUAUUCCGGUACGCCCAUUUCAACAAAGCCCCCCAUUUACCAUCGAAGCUACAAUGCCGCCCACCGCAGCGCCAACUACAGCGGCCGCGUGCUGCCUCUCUCCUCAGCUCCCACCAAACUACACACUUAAUGUAGGGAUGCCACCAGUACCGGCUUAUCGCAACCUUCGUGUCGCAGCCGGCCUCACUUCCAUAACCGAGCCGCAGGCAUCCCGAGCUAUUUCCGGAACCUGGUACGGCUGUCACAUCCGUUACGCGGUGCCACCGCAUCAGUCGUCCAAUCCCACCGUCGACCAGGUCGUGGGCAUGGGACGCAUCAUUUCGGACGGUGGUUGGUACUUCCACAUUGCCGAUAUGGCUGUUUUGCCGGAGCACCAGCGGCAAGGCCUCGGCGUCGCCAUUAUGCAGGAGCUACUCGCCUAUAUCGAGCAGAAUAAGCCGUCCGAGGGUGUGCCCAACAUUAAUCUAAUGGCGGACCCCCCCGGGAUCAGCCUAUACAAGAAGACCGGCUUUGUUUACAGCAGCAAUGUGGGCGAGCACGGAAUGGUCUGGGUGGGAGAUUCUCGCAACGGGGGGCAAGGCUUUGCAAGUGAUGGAAACGAUGGGAACAAGUGGGAUGGUGGCAGUUGAGCGUGUAAUUCGCAUUAUCCGAACCAGGGGUCCGUUUGUUCACUUUUUGCGCGCCAUUCUCCAUGAAGCGUUUUACUACGCCCGUUUCCUCUGCAUUAAUUUUUUUCCCCUUUUGGGUGGCCCGCUUCUCUUUGGCUUCCAUUGUUUCCGGUGUACGCAGGACAAAGUCUUUGUUUGCAUAAACAGCAAAGAAAUAGGAAGCUUUGUUGAUAUCAAUGAGUACGGAGGGUAGCAUGCGUGGCCGUUGUUCAAUCAUUAACUACUGUACAAUCCUUUGUUAAAACAACCCGAUGAACCCCGCCGCAGGUAUAUAUAAGCUUACAGCGUACUCCGAUGAACGCCGCUUGUUU